Messenger RNA from Coniophora puteana RWD-64-598 SS2, 2115 nucleotides. Its product is annotated as hexose transporter. The coding region runs from base 288 to 1838 and encodes 516 amino acids. The transcript has 8 exons. The record is from RefSeq and is a predicted model, not a curated record. Gene Ontology annotation, molecular function: carbohydrate:proton symporter activity. Lineage: Eukaryota; Fungi; Basidiomycota; Agaricomycetes; Boletales; Coniophoraceae. Gene Ontology annotation, biological process: transmembrane transport; carbohydrate transport. Gene Ontology annotation, cellular component: membrane.
GAUGCGCGUGUAGAAAGGCCUGACUCGUCGACGACCGGAUUCUCUUGACAGAAUAUUGGACGACAGAACAGGCACACAUCUCGGACAAUUUGCAAUCCAAACAUGUAGAGUGAUGCCAGAAUGCGGGGCACCCAGGGAGAAAACUGCAUGGUCGGGUCGCUGCUGGGUCAGCUGUCACAUUUUCUCCGUGCUGGCAAUUCAGCCCUCCUUCUUGUAUAAAACACCCAUCAUUACUCCGACCAACUCCCCGCCGUUCUUUCAUCCCUUUCAGCCCCCUACUUUUCACCAUGGGUGCCGGUGCUACCGUCGCAGCAGGCACAGGAGACGCCUCCUUCGCCCACCUCAUCGACCCCAGGAGGAAGUGGUACAACAACAGGCGUAUCAUUAUCCUCAACGCUUGGGUGUUCCUCCUUCUCAUUACCUCCUCCACCAACGGCUACGAUGGCUCCAUGAUGAACGGUCUCCAGUCGCUCACGCAGUGGGAGACGGCGUUCAACAAUCCGUCUGGCGGUAUGCUUGGUCUGCUUAACGCCAUCCAGAAUAUCGGAGCGCUCGCGGCUUAUCCUUUCGCACCAUACAUGUCCGAUGGCAUUGGCCGUCGCCGGACUGUUUUCUUCGGCUCGUCCAUCAUGCUGGUCGCGACUGCGCUCCAGACCGCGUCGCAGUCGGUGAACAUGUUCAUCGGUGCCCGUUUCCUCAUCGGUUUCGGUCUCACGUUCGCAGCGAACUCUGCCCCCAUGUUGGUCACUGAGAUCUCAUACCCCACAUACCGUGCCCCGCUUACGUCGCUCUACAACUCGCUUUGGUACUCCGGUUCCAUCAUUGCCGCCUGGACCACCUACGGCACCUUCCGCAUCAACUCGACCUGGGCCUGGCGUCUCCCCUCCCUGCUCCAGGGUAUCCCCGCCGUCCUCCAGUUCGGUCUCGUCCUCUUCGGCCCCGAGUCGCCCCGUUGGCUCAUCAGCAAGGGCAAGGAUGAGCAGGCCCUCAAGACGCUCGCGUACUACCACGCCGACGGCAACGAACAGGACCCCCUCGUCCAGUACGAGUUCGAGGAGAUCAAGGCUGCCAUCGAGUUCGACCGCGAAGUCACCAAGAACGCCGGCUGGAAGUCGCUCGUCGCCACCCCGGGCAACCGCAAGCGCAUGCGCAUCAUCGUCGCCCUCGCCUUCUUCUCCCAGUGGUCCGGCAACGGUCUCGUCUCGUACUACCUCAACAAGGUGUUCGAUGAGAUAGGCAUCUCGGGUUCCAGCACGCAGCUCCUCAUCAACGGUAUCCUCCAAGUCUGGAACCUGUUCUGGGCCGUCGGCGCGGCGUUCAUGAUCAACCGUCUCGGCCGUCGCUUCCUGUUCAUGACCUCCAUCAUCGGCAUGCUCCUGUUCUACAUGGCACAGGCAAUCUGCUUCGCCCGCUACGCGGUCAACCAGGCGCCCGCUGCUGGUCACGCCGUCAUCGCCUUUAUCUUCCUCUUCUACGCUGCCUAUGACUUGGCCUUCACGCCGCUCAUCGUCUCGUACACGGUCGAAAUUCUGCCCUACCAGCUCCGCGCCAAGGGCUUCAACGUCUUCAACUUCGUCAUCUCGGUCGCCCUUAUCUUCAACCAGUACGUCAACCCGAUCGCGCUCGACGCCCUCGGCUGGAAGUACUACCUCGUGUACGUCUGCUGGCUCGCCGCCGAGGCCGUCUUCCUCUACGUCUUCCUCAUCGAGACCAAGAACCGCACGCUCGAGGAGACCGCGGUACUGUUCGACGGCGAGAACGUCACCGAGCAGAUCGCGCAGAAGGCCGAGGCCGUCGCCGACGUCCACAUCGACGACGAGAAGGCCUCCGACGUCUGAGUCUGAGUCUGAGUCUGAGUCUGUCCCUCUUGACGGUUUUAGCUGGAAGUCAUCUUAUGUUGAUUUUGAUAUAUAUUGCACAUACCACCCCCACCCCCACUACUUACUCUAGCCUAGCCUUGGGCUGCAUAAGCUAUUUUACUACUACAAACAAACCCCCGCAUCGCACCGAUUGCAUGGACCAGACCGCCGCAGCGCUCGUUUUAUCACCCCGCUUGCUCGCUCCGUCUUCUUGCCCACCCGUGUACGAUAGUAACAUCCUUUAUGCAAAUCAUUC